Molecule: messenger RNA, 1416 nt
Organism: Orbilia oligospora ATCC 24927
Lineage: Eukaryota; Fungi; Ascomycota; Orbiliomycetes; Orbiliales; Orbiliaceae
Exons: 1
Coding region: 1-1416 (471 amino acids)
Molecular function (GO): hydrolase activity
Source: RefSeq, a predicted model, not a curated record
AUGCCAGCGACGAGGAAGUCACGAAAAACAAGUAGCAGAGUCGAUAUUCUGGCAAAGGAUUUGCGAAACCUGAGUACCACCGACACCACCACCACCACCACCACCACCAGCAGUAUCGAGACGGCAAAGACAGAAAAUUCAACUCCUGAUCUAAAGCCGAGUGAGACUAGAAUCAUAGCUACUCGCGCUGCAGUUAAAACAGGGAAACAAGUGCUAGUUGAGACAACUAAUACUGAAAACCUCCCUACACGACGACGACGACGCUGCAAGAAAACUGACAGCACUAAAAAUGAUAUCAAAUCUAAAGCAGUAGUAUCUAAACCCACAGAUACUAAUGAUUUACCAGAUUCGAGAAAGUCACAAAUAUUAGCAAGUAUUGAGGUAAAAGGUCCCGAUGAUUCUAUCAAACCGCCAAUGAAUCCGAAGAUCAUUCCAGAUACCUCGUCAAAAGCCCAAAUCAUCCCGCCGAGUACUCUCGUAACCGAAAAAACGCCUACAACGGUUAGAACAUCUUUUUUACUAGUCUCGGAUACUCAUGAUGUUCAGCCACAAAGCCCAGAGCGCAAAGAAGUGUUAUUCCGGUAUCCUUUUCCUAAAACCGAUGUGUUCAUUCAUGCUGGUGAUAUGACACAAGAUAGUAAUUUAUUUACCCUAAAAGCAGCGAUAUCAUGGAUCGAACUCAUUCCUGCGGAGUUAAAGAUCUUGAUAGCGGGGAAUCAUGAUACUACUUUGGACGUAGUUCGAGAUCAUGUGGACGAUUCAUCCGACUCAGACGAUGGAGAAAACAAGCUAAAUACGAAACAAGUAGAAUGCCGAGAAUAUCUAACGAGUAAAGAAAUAAAGGCAAAGGGGAUUUUUUAUCUUGAAAACGAAGUAGAAACGUUUAAACUAAAAAACGGGGCGAUGUUAACGGUUUUUGGGUCUCCAUAUACACCACGCGGGCCGCGGCCACACCAUAAUGGGGCAUUUAGGUACAACUCCGACAUCGAUUUUUGGGAAAAGCUCGAAGGUGUGGAUGGUUUGAAGGCAGGGAAAUUAGAUGUGGCAGUGAUACACGGUCCCGCUUAUGAAAUCCUCGACAGCACGUGGAAAGGAAAAAAUGUGGGAUGUAAAUAUUUGCGAAGCUUCCUGGAGAAAGUAAAGCCACUGAUGAGUGUUUGCGGGCAUAUUCAUGAAGCGGCAGGGGUGAAAACUUUGGAGUGGGACAGCAAGGAGGCAAAGGAUGUGGAAACUCAAAGAGCGGACAAGGAUGGGGCAGUUUUUACUGAUGCAAGAGAGGUAGCAAAGAGUGUGGCCAGGGGUAAAUCCACGGUGUUUGUAAAUGCCUCGCUUGUUGGGGCGGGGAGUAGCAGCUAUGCGGAGGCGGCACGGUGUCCUUAUGUUGUAGAGUUGGAUUUGCCGCUGGCGGCUGUGUAG